UGACAAAACAAGGUACUAGAAAAGGAACAGACAAGAAGACGUAUGUUAUGUCGUAUCGUCAUUCUCAUUCUAGAUUCCAAUCCAUUCUUCCUUCCUUAACAUUCUAUUCGGCCAAGUUUCGUGUUUCCUCCGGCCUCUACCUCCUUUUCUCUCUCUCUCUCUCUCUCUUUCUCUUUCAAUAUCUCUUCUAAUUCACAAUGGGUCUCUGGGAUUCCCUUCUCAACUGGCUCCGCAGUUUGUUUUUUAAACAGGAGAUGGAACUUUCCCUUGUGGGCCUUCAGAAUGCAGGGAAGACAUCUCUUGUCAAUUCAAUUGCUACCGGGGGCUACAGUGAGGACAUGAUUCCAACUGUUGGUUUCAACAUGCGGAAAGUCACAAAGGGAAAUGUCACAAUAAAGCUUUGGGACCUUGGUGGACAAAGGAGGUUCCGAACAAUGUGGGAGCGUUACUGUCGUGGUGUCUCUGCUAUUGUGUAUGUUGUAGAUGCUGCUGACAGAGACAGUGUUCCGAUUACUCGAAGUGAGUUACAGGAGCUCUUGACAAAACCUUCUUUGAGUGGGAUUCCUUUGCUUGUUCUAGGAAACAAAAUUGACAAGUCAGAAGCUCUUUCCGAGCAAGCAUUGGUAGAUCAGCUAGGACUUCAUUCAAUUAAAGACAGAGAAGUCUGCUGCUAUAUGAUUUCAUGCAAGGAUUCUGUAAACAUAGAUGUUGUCAUUGACUGGCUUAUCAAACACUCACGAACUGCAAAAUGAUCAUUGGUUUGACCAGUAUUUCUUUUUUGGUCAUAGGUGCAAGGUGUUGGUGAAAUUCCUUGUGGAUCACAAUUUCCUUGAUUUUAGUUGUGGUUCAAAGUAAGUGUGUUUGUACAGUAAUUGAACUUGGUCAAAUCUUCCAUGCAACGUUCUUAUGUUCAGUAUACCGGUUACUUGGUCUUGUACAAAUUUUUAAUGGUUUCUAUUUAUAAUAAGGUACAAA
Molecule: messenger RNA, 975 nt
Organism: Gastrolobium bilobum
Lineage: Eukaryota; Viridiplantae; Streptophyta; Magnoliopsida; Fabales; Fabaceae
Product: ADP-ribosylation factor-like protein 8c
Exons: 6
Coding region: 198-752 (184 amino acids)
Biological process (GO): protein transport
Molecular function (GO): GTP binding; GTPase activity
Source: RefSeq, a predicted model, not a curated record